AUAUAUAAAGAGCAGUAAAAGAAAAAUAUAGAAGCAGAAGACGAUAAGAGAUGGAGUUAUUGGCAAAGGAAUUCGGAUAUGUAGUGAUGGUGGUGGUUCUUUACUGCUUUCUCAACCUGUGGAUGGCUUUCCAAGUUGGGAAAGCUCGCAAGAAGUACAAGGUCUUUUACCCUACCCUCUACGCCCUCGAAUCGGAAAACAAAGAUGCCAAACUCUUUAACUGUGUUCAGAGAGGGCAUCAGAACUCGCUGGAGCUGAUGCCCAUGUUCUUCGUGUUGCUGAUAUUGGGAGGGAUGGGCCAUCCUUGCGUUUCAGCUGCUCUCGGCCUUGUUUACACCAUAUCCCGUUAUUUCUACUUCACCGGCUAUGCCACCGGCGAUCCCAAGAACCGUCUCAAUCUUGGGAGAUUCGGGUUCUUGGCAUUGUUGGGGCUCAUGAUGUGCACCGUUUCAUUUGGAAUCAAUCUGCUUCGACCAUGAUAUGGACUUGGCAAACACGUUUGCCUUUUUGCUUUAACAAUUGAAUAAGUUACUCCCUUUUUGGCUU
Messenger RNA from Hibiscus syriacus, 546 nucleotides. RefSeq names its product microsomal glutathione S-transferase 3-like. The coding region runs from base 51 to 479 and encodes 142 amino acids. NCBI's taxonomy places the organism in Eukaryota, Viridiplantae, Streptophyta, Magnoliopsida, Malvales, Malvaceae. The transcript has 3 exons. The record is from RefSeq and is a predicted model, not a curated record. Gene Ontology annotation, molecular function: glutathione transferase activity; glutathione peroxidase activity. Gene Ontology annotation, cellular component: endoplasmic reticulum; nuclear envelope; membrane.